This is a messenger RNA of Aspergillus melleus, 882 nucleotides long. RefSeq names its product enoyl-CoA hydratase echA (gene echA). The coding region runs from base 1 to 882 and encodes 293 amino acids. Gene Ontology annotation, biological process: fatty acid beta-oxidation. The record is from RefSeq and is a predicted model, not a curated record. Gene Ontology annotation, molecular function: enoyl-CoA hydratase activity. NCBI's taxonomy places the organism in Eukaryota, Fungi, Ascomycota, Eurotiomycetes, Eurotiales, Aspergillaceae. Gene Ontology annotation, cellular component: mitochondrion. The transcript has 4 exons.
AUGUUCGCUCGACAGUGCUCCCGUCUCGUCUCCUCUCGAACCGCCGUUCCCUUGACGUCCUAUCUGGCACGCGUGAGACCCUACUCCUCCGCGGCCCCGGCCUACGAGCACAUCCUCACAUCGAGCCCCAAGGCGGGUGUUGGUUUGAUCACAUUAAACCGACCCAAGGCCCUCAAUGCAUUAUCCAGCCCUCUCUUCAAAGAGAUCAACGACGCCCUAACUAAAUACGAUGAGGACAAGGACAUCGGGGCCAUUAUCAUCACGGGCAGCGAGAAGGCCUUCGCCGCCGGCGCCGACAUCAAAGAAAUGGCCCCCCUGACCUUCGCCUCCGCCUACACCAACAACUUCAUCGCCCCCUGGUCGCACCUCGCCAACGCCAUCCGCAAACCCGUCAUCGCCGCCGUCUCGGGCUACGCGCUAGGCGGCGGCUGCGAACUGGCCCUCAUGUGCGACAUCAUCUACUGCACCAGCGGUGCCACCUUCGGCCAGCCCGAGAUCAAGCUCGGCGUAAUCCCCGGCGCCGGGGGAUCGCAGCGCCUGACGCGCGCCGUGGGUAAGAGCAAGGCGAUGGAGCUGAUCCUCACCGGCAAGAACUUCAGCGGCAAGGAGGCCGGUGAGUGGGGAGUCGCCGCGAAGGUAGUGGAUGGGGGCAAGGAUGAAUUGUUGGAGGAGGCCAUCAAGACGGCUGAGACGAUCGCGGGGUAUAGUCGGGUUGCCGUGCUGGCUGGCAAGGAGGUCGUGAAUAAGAGCCAGGAGCUGUCGUUGAGGGAGGGGGUGGAGUAUGAAAGGAGGCUGUUCCAUGGACUUUUCGGGAGCAAGGAUCAGAAGAUUGGAAUGACUGCGUUCGCCGAGAAGAAAAAGCCGGAGUGGUCGAAUGAGUAG